Molecule: messenger RNA, 2435 nt
Organism: Girardinichthys multiradiatus
Lineage: Eukaryota; Metazoa; Chordata; Actinopteri; Cyprinodontiformes; Goodeidae
Product: protein FAM53B-like
Exons: 5
Coding region: 348-1646 (432 amino acids)
Biological process (GO): protein import into nucleus; positive regulation of canonical Wnt signaling pathway
Cellular component (GO): nucleus
Source: RefSeq, a predicted model, not a curated record
GAUCAAGCGGAGUCUGAAGCCUACAGCCCAGUUCAUCGCAGUUGUUCUCAGUCCUGCGUGGAGGACGCUGAACCGACUGCUGCAACCGCGAGAAAAUCUCCUUUUCUCUACCUUUACUGAAGAUGACAUAGGCUCAAAAAAGGCUCUGCUGACCAGGGAUCAGCUGAAGUAUUAACAGAGACCCUCCUACCUCGACUGGCUUCAUCAGCACUGGUCUCUUCAGAUGGGUCAAAAACUGCUGAUCUGCUUCACCCAAAUGCACUAUCUGCAUUCCGCCCUUGUGUAAAGAUGGCCGCCCGUGGCCUUUUUCUGCACCUGAACACCCCGGAACAGAGCUGCGCACUACCAUGGUGAUCAUUUUCUCAAAAACACUGGAAAAGAAGAAAGGUGCCAAUGAUGUAACAUCCAAGAGCUCCAACAGACAGCUGAGUGAUCUCCACAUCAUGAGCAGAGGGACCACCCUCUUCUCCUGUGGAACCGUGGAGGCAGAUAGAUGGUUGGACAUUGGACGAAGCUGUGCCAUUCAGCAGAAAGCUCAAGAUUCCAGUUUGGAGAGCCUGUGGGAUGUGGUGCCAGAACCUGGAGGCCUGCACUGGGCCAAACAACCAGGCAGCGCCACGGCUAUUACCAGUCUGAUAAGAGAUCUCACUCUAGGUAACAGUGGCACAAUCAGCACCCAUGGGACGUCCACCCCGACACAUUUCACAACCGCCACCCAAGCUCCUGCAGCUCCCCCAAGCAAACGACAGUGUCGCUCCUUGUCGUUCUCAGAUGAAUUCAGUGGGUUCCGCUUGUCUUGGAGGCCCCAAGGCUCCCGAGUGUGGACGUCGGUGGAAAAACGCAGGUACCACAGUGGGGGGAGUGUCAGAGGAGGAGCAAGCCAUUUUCCGCCCAUGCAGCGCAGCUCUAGUUUUAGUUUGCCUUCAUGCUCUAGCGCACCCUCAGAUGGGAGCCAGGAACCGCCACUCUUCAACCAGCAAUUACCUCUUCACCUUCAGUUCACUGCCUCCCCGAUGUCCCCUAGCUCUGCUUUCUCACACCACUCCCACAGUCAGUUCUUCCUCAGGCCUCUGUCCCUUUCACAUGAGCAGAUCAGUCUGACAGAGAUUCAACGAGAAGAGGCAUCCGGGACCAGCUCUCCAGAGUCGACCCCGGAGCUGGGAAGGAGAGGUGCUGGAAAGGGGAGUCUGUCUCGGAGCAGGUCCCAGCCCUGUGUGCUGAACGACAAAAAGAUUGCUAUGAAGCGCAGGAGACCUGAGGAUGCCCAGGAGCAGCGUCCCUCCCUGGAUUUGGCAAAGAUGACUCAGAAACUUCAAACCUUUCAAAGCUUAAGCUGGCCUGGAUUCUCAUCCUCUGACAGCUUCAAGUCUAGCCUGUCCGCCGGACAGUUGGAGACGGGCUUCGCCGCUGUGUCUGAGCCGGGGCUGGAGUUGCGGGCGGAUGCGAUGGCAGAUGACGAGGAAGAAGAUUCAUCCUACGGGGAACUGGACAGUGAUUCUGCUUGCAGUGUGGACUCACGACCCGGUUCCCCUGUGUGCUGCAUUGUGGACAGUAAAUGCACCCUCUGGAAGGGUGAUCAUGGAAAACAGAGGGACAUUUUCCAGCUCGGUGGGGAGCUGGAUCUUGAGCAGAUUGAAAGAAACUGAUUUACAGUAAGGUUGCAUUUAAUGUAUUGAGAGGAGACUAAUGAGAUAUUUUGAAAGGGAUACGAUGUUAAAAGAACUUAGAAGGAGAUCAGUAGCAAAACAUUAAGUAUUUUGCUUAAAGCUGGCUUUUGAAUUUCACAUAUGCCUCGAACAUUCUUUCUGCUUUAACCAAAAAGCAGCACCCUUCGAUGAUUUAUUUUAUGAGUUGGUUGUUUGACUUACAUCAGGUAGGGAAACUUGGGGGUUUCUGUCUUAAAAACCAUCUCCGAACCGUCAAUCUCUUUCCAACCUGAUAUUCCUUCCAAAGUCGGCUCACUUUAGGUUGUUUUAGUCCUGUAGUGGUAGCUGGGCUCACCUUUAUUCAGCUCAGAUAUGCUAUUUUCAAAGUAAUCUGAAAGUUGGGGGUGAAACAGAAGAGAGGAAGACAUCUUCUCUCAGACAUUUAGUCUCGUCUUUCUCCUUCAUCUUUUGAGCACACAUAAACCUUUAAUGUUUGAAUGUUCCAUAAGCUUUAUGAAAAGUUGAAGAAAAUCAAAAGAGUGCCUUCUUAUGAGUGCUUGUUCUUAUAGUUCUCUUUAACGGGAAAUGCCUCACCUUAAAGCCACUGUCUCUGACGUUUAUAUGCAAAGUGUAUAUUUGAAUUAAACACUGAAUCUCCUUUUGGGUUCAAACAGCAGCGUGUAUUUUUCUACGUUUUUUGGGGGUUGUUGUUAUGUGUUUGUGAAGGAUCAAGAUUUCAAGGCCUUUCUUCUAACUGAAUGAAAAUAAAUUCACAACCUGCACUCAUAA